Messenger RNA from Cuscuta europaea, 1484 nucleotides. The record is from the annotation of a GenBank genome assembly. NCBI's taxonomy places the organism in Eukaryota, Viridiplantae, Streptophyta, Magnoliopsida, Solanales, Convolvulaceae.
AUAACUGGUCUUCGACAUCAGCCGUCAACUUGUCAUCGUUAGCUUCUGCUUCGGUUUUCAAGAGUGAGGACGUGCUCGACUUUGCCAAACACUAUGGGCGCUGUUAUUGGGAGCUCUCUAAAGCUCGUCUGAGCAUGUUAGUUGUAGCCACAUCUGGCACGGGAUACGUUCUUGGCAGUGCCGGAGCAAUUGAUUACACAGGUCUUUGGGCUACAUGUGCGGGCACCAUGAUGGUUGCGGCCUCAGCUAACUCCUUAAAUCAGGUGUUUGAGGUGAAAAAUGAUGCAAAAAUGAAGAGAACACAACAAAGACCAUUACCUUCAGGGCGGAUUAGCAUACCUCAUGCCCUUUUCUGGGCAUCUAGUGUUGGUGCAGCUGGCACUGCUUUGUUGGCUUGCAAGGCAAACAUGUUGGCUGCUGGCCUUGGUGUUUCUAAUCUCUUUCUUUACGCAUUUGUGUACACUCCUCUGAAACAAAUACAUCCCAUCAAUACAUGGGUUGGCGCUAUUGUUGGUGCUAUACCACCACUUCUUGGGUGGGCCGCAGCAUCUGGUCAAGUGUCACUCAAUGGCUUCAUUCUUCCGGCUGCUCUUUAUUUUUGGCAGAUACCCCACUUCAUGGCCUUAGCAUACUUGUGCCGCCAAGAUUAUGCAGAUGGAGGGUUUAAGAUGUUUUCCCUGGCUGAUGCUUCUGGUAAGAGAACAGCUUCAGUUGCCUUUAGGAAUUGCCUUUAUCUACUACCACUCGGUUAUCUAGCCUAUGACUGGGGCUUAACCUCAGGGUGGUUUUGCCUUGAGUCCACAUUCCUCGCACUUGCCAUCAGCAGCACAGCGACGACAUUCUUUUUCAACCGCACAACAAAAGAUGCUAGGAGGAUGUUUCACGCCAGCCUUCUCUACCUUCCCGUCUUCAUGUUUGGCAUUCUCCUUCAUCGUUUAGACAAUAAUAACGACCAACAGGUAACCAUGAAGAAUACAGAUACUGAAUUAUUCAUGGACCGAAAGAGAGAGAAGUACUCAGCCAGUGCUCAUUCUCGCCCACCCGUUGCAUACGCUUCGGUUGCCCCCUUUCCUUUCUUGCCGGCUCCUUUAUAUGCUGAAUCAUGACCUCAUCAGUUUUUUUGUAUGUAUUCUUAUUAUUACACCCCAUCUUGAAUAAGGGUCAUAUUUGUUGCACAUUAUUUUUAAUAUUAGAAACAUAUUACUUUUUUAUAUUGGGAUUUGGACAUGAACUUAUACACUCUAAGAGUGUUCCACAGUUGCAAUAAGGUUGCAACUAUCUUCUCUUGCAGACUCGGGAUUUUGUAUGGACAUUUUUUAUUCCCACUGUACUGUAAUUAUUAUAUAUUUAUACCUCACUUUAUACGUAGUAUUUAUUAAAAAUAAAACUCAAAAUGUUGAAAAUGUUCAACAAACUCGAUCUCUUUAUGAUCAAUUGUUAUAUUACACAAUUCAAUGAGUAAGAACAUGAAUAGUUACGAGUUA